This is a messenger RNA of Zootoca vivipara (common lizard), 1003 nucleotides long. RefSeq names its product ladybird homeobox 1 (gene LBX1). The record is from RefSeq and is a predicted model, not a curated record. NCBI's taxonomy places the organism in Eukaryota, Metazoa, Chordata, Lepidosauria, Squamata, Lacertidae. Gene Ontology annotation, cellular component: nucleus. Gene Ontology annotation, molecular function: DNA-binding transcription factor activity, RNA polymerase II-specific; sequence-specific double-stranded DNA binding. Gene Ontology annotation, biological process: regulation of transcription by RNA polymerase II.
AUGACUUCCAAAGACGACGGCAAAGCCGCCUCGGUGGAGGAGCGCCGGAGAAGCCCGCUGGACCACUUGCCUCCGCCGGCCAACUCCAACAAGCCCCUGACGCCCUUCAGCAUCGAGGACAUCCUCAACAAGCCCUCGGUGCGGAGAAGUUACACCAUCUGCGGGACUGCCCACCUGCUCUCGGCCGCCGAGAAGCACCCUCCGGCCGCCCUGCCCCUUUCCAGUCGGGCGCUGCUCUCGCAAACGUCGCCUCUGUGCGCCCUCGAGGAGCUGGCCAGCAAGACCUUCAAGGGGCUCGAAGUCAGCGUCCUGCAAGCCGCCGAAGGAAGGGAUGGGAUGACUAUAUUUGGCCAGAGGCAAACUCCCAAGAAAAGGAGGAAGUCUAGGACGGCCUUUACAAACCACCAGAUCUACGAACUGGAAAAGCGUUUUUUGUACCAGAAAUACUUGUCCCCCGCGGACCGAGACCAGAUAGCGCAGCAGCUGGGCUUGACCAAUGCGCAGGUGAUAACGUGGUUUCAGAAUCGCAGGGCCAAGCUCAAGCGGGACCUGGAAGAGAUGAAAGCAGACGUGGAGUCUGCCAAGAAACUGGGACCCAGCACCCAGGUGGAUCUGGUAGCCAUUGCCGAGCUGGAGUCGACCCCCGAAGGGAGAGCGAAGUCGCGCUCCCUUUCGCCUGCCCUCCCCAAACAUGGACUGGAAGGCAGCAACAGCCACCUCCAGCUCUCCCCCGGCUCCCCGCUCACGGACCAGCCGGGCAGCAGCAAAGACUGCUCGGAAGACGAAGACGUGGAAAUUGACGUGGAUGACUGAGGGGUGGUGGUUGCUUCUUCUUCCUCCUCUUCUUCCUCCUCCUCUUCCUCCCCCUCUUCUCUCCCGCCCUUCUUUUGCCCCGCAAACAAAAACAAACUAAGAAAUUGACAAAUCUCUUCCUCCCCGCCUUCCUUCUCCUCUCGCUCCCUUCCACCAAGACACAAGGAGAAAAAGUGUCCGCUCCUGCGCC